CGCGCGCUCAGUCGGCUCCGUGCCUUGGUGAGAGUAGGUUUGUGCGCACCGCUCUCCCGUCUGCCUUCCCACGGUGCAUCUCACAACUCUCCCUUUCCCUCUGCCACUGAAAACUUUUGACAGUAAUGAAGGAAAAUUAAGUGGCGUGAUCGUAGUGGGGCAUUUCCAAGUGCACACCGCCCCGGUGCACGGCUGUGAGGAAAGGAACAGCGUGGAAAAGAGUUGAAAUUACCACGGAGAGCACAGCAACGCGGCAGAGCAGACUCACCACAGUACCGCCGCACUGCUUCACCGCCUCCCUGCGUCAGGACACGAUACACGAGGCCCGCUAUGCAUGUUUACACCGGGCACUGCAAUACUCAGGCACUGUAAUCACCAGGCACUGUAAUACUCACUGUAACACUCAGGCGCUUUUGUUGAGGCGCCCUGGAGCAGAGAUAAGCCAUAACACACAAAGAAGGUUGACAGCUGAAUACGCCUCAUUGAAUCUCGCCUUACGAGACUAUAAAGAGGAAAGACUUGUGGAUAUUGUGUCAACUAAGUCUAGGAAGGUACUGUCAGUCAUAUUUAAUAGGAAAAGACACGUGAAUGAAUAGAAACUGAGGAUUUUUCUAGUUUUUUUUGACAAUAGAAACAUAAUUUACUAGACAAGAUGAGGCCAAGCUAUGAACGGAACUAAGAAGAUUGAAAUAGCUAAAGAUAAUUCCUAAGCUGUGACAGAAAAUACAGAAUGGUGAAGAUUGGAGGGUGUGUGGCCAUGUGGGCGUGUGUGUGCGUGUGGGCGUGCGUGUGGGUGUGCGUGGCAGGAUUCAACGUUGACCUGGCCAGCCAUGUCACCCACCACAGUGACCAGCGGGAGUCAAUGUUCGGCUUCGCGGUAGCCCAGCACAUGGAUGGAGGCACGGCUAGGAUGUUGGUGGGAGCGCCCUUGUAUGAUACGGAGCAGAGGGCGAUUGGUGUAAGGAAGGCCGGGGCUGUGCUGAGCUGUGACGCCAAUGUGCCCGACAGUUGCAGCUAUGUUCCCUUCGACACUAAUGGUAACAACGUGCACCCUCUGGGACAGCAGCUGGACAACAAGACGGGCCAGUGGUUCGGCGCCACCGUCAGGAGCUCCGGGCCAGAUGGCGUGGUGGUGGCAUGUGCUCCCCGCUACGUUUGGUUCACGGAGAAUCUGAAGCGGCGUGAACCCGUUGGAACAUGUUACGUGGCCAGGAACGCUCUCACUGACUUCCAGGAGUUCUCGCCCUGCAGGACACGUCAUUGGGGUUACCAUCGCCAGGGGUCGUGCCAAGCUGGGUUCGACGCCAUCAUUACUGAGAACGGCAAGAGGUUGUACAUCGGAGCUCCUGGCGCCUUCUACUGGCAAGGCCAAUGUUGGACAACGAAACUGGAAGGACAGAUUCACUCUUACAACCUGGUGACCCGUAAUGAGUAUGAGAAGACGUGGGAGGGCCCGGCCGAGGGAGACGAUCAGUACCUUGGCUAUUCCGUGGCUGUGGGAGACUUCAAUGGAGAUGGCACUGAGGACGUGGCUCUCGGCGUUCCCAAGGGCCUCAACUAUACCGGCAAGGCAGUGCAGGAUGACCCAAGGAGAGAGGAAGAGGAAGAGGAAGACACAGAAGAAGAAGAAGAAGAAGAGAACACGAGAACAGGAAAAAGAAGAAAAAGAAAAGGCAAGAAAAACAAACGGAUGACAACAAGAAAAAACACAAAAACACAAAAAGACAACAGAAGAAGAAGAGGAAGAAGAAAAGAGGAACAGAAAAGGAAGACAAGGAAGCAGAAACGAGAGGUAAGAAAGAAGAGAGAAGAAGAAAAAGAAGAAGAAGAGGAAAAAUUAACAUGGCAGGGUUGGUUUGAAAAGACAGGAUUUCUUUUCCAACCAGCGAAGGAGAAAGGAUACCACAGUUUGUCCUUGCCAGAUUCCUUCACCCCAGAGCGCCCUUCCUACGGUGCCUCCUCCCUGGCUGUUGGUGCCUUCAGCGGGGGUGCCAGCAGGAGGGAUGUGGCACUAGGCACUCCCAGGGGCCCAGACGAAACGGGGGCACUCACUGGGAAGGUGGCGCUCUUCACGGAACACCUGCGACCCAUACAGAACAUCACAGGGUACCAGCUGGGCUCUUACUUCGGAUACUGUCUGGCGGUGCUGGAUUUCAACAGGGACGGUCUGGACGACAUAGUGAUUGGCGCUCCUCUCUACACAGACUACGAGGACAGAGAGAUGAAGUUUGAAGUGGGAAGAGUCCACGUGGUGCUUCAAAACAGACUGCACCGGUUCCGCCAGGUGGUGACCUUCACAGGGGAGGUGAGCCAGGGUCGCUUUGGGCUCUCCCUCACCAGCCUGGGGGACAUCAACCAGGAUGGCAUUCAAGACAUGGCAGUGGGUGCCCCCUAUGGUGGUCCUGACGGCAGUGGUGCAGUGUUCAUCUACCACGGCUUUGAGAUCAGGACUGGCCAACUCAUCUCAGACGAACUCAAGAAGCCUAGCCAGGUAAUACUAGCAAGGGAUGUGGGUCUGGGCGUGCCGAUGGCGUCCUUUGGCUGGGCUCUGUCUGGCGGCCUGGAUGUGGAUAGCAACCAGUACCCAGACCUGCUGGUGGGCGCCACUCAUGCCAAUGCUGCCGUGGUGCUCAAGUCGCGUCCCAUAGUGUCACUGCUGAAUCACACACUGACCUUUCUGUCCAAGGAGGAGAUAGACAUUGAAGUGACCUCGGCCGCCAACAGGGAGAAGGAUUGCAGGACCAGGUCGGGUCGCCUUGUGUCCUGCGUUGACCUGGAGUUCUGUGUGGGGUAUGGGGGUCUUGCUGUGCCUGCAGAGAUAGAGCUGGAGGUGAAGUACCAGCUGGAUGGGGAAGUGAAGGACCCGCGGCUGUUCUUCAUGGUGACGGACACACAGGGGCUGAGUGAGUCACUGCGGCUGGUGCGUGGCAGGCCCAGGUGCAGGGUUCACAAGACCUAUGUGUCGCCUUCCGUGGCAGACAAGCUGACUCCCCUGGGUGCCGAGGUGAGGCUGGCACUGGUGGAGGGCCAAAGUGGUGCCCUCAGAUUGCCACGCUCCAUUAGGCCAGUCUUGAACCAGAAGCAGAAUCUGAGUGUGACCGGUGCCAUUGCCAUCAAGAACAACUGUGGUCCGGAUGACAUGUGUGUGCCCGACCUGGAGCUCAAUGUGCACGUGCCAGACACCUUCACAUUUGGCAAAAAGGAGCAGCUUGAGGUGGUGGUGCGCGUGAUGAACCAUGGUGAGGACGCAUACCAGGCCAGCGUGUUCCUCCCUGAGCCGCCCGGCCUGCAGUACAACAUCUUUGAGGCGCGGGACAACACCUCCGUUACUUGCUCCCCUCGCUACACUGCCGGCACCACCACCCUCGUCUGUGACAUCGGCAACCCCCUCAAGAUGCUGACCGGGGUCCACUUUGCCGUGUUUUUCCACCCCCAACCCUCCACGCUGGUAGACGACCGCAUACAAUUUGACGUGGUUGCCAACAGCACCAUUGCCGAGGCCGCCCACACCAGCGAUGACAACUUUGUGCAGAAGAUUGUGAUGCUGGGUGCUGAUGUUGACCUGGUGCUGUACGGCUCCUCGACACCAGAGAACAUUGCCUACAACAAGAGUCUGUACCAGUCUGAGAGUUACCGCCAUGAGGAAGACCUUGGCCCGGAGGUGCUGCACAUCUUUGCCGUGUCCAACAAUGGCGCCUCCAGACUUACCCAGGCAGAGUUUGUCAUCCUGUGGCCACUCCAGGCACUCAAUGGUGAGAGUUACCUUCUGUACUUGUUGGAGCAGCCUCAUGUCACUGGGCCAGGCUCCUGUGCCUUUGUUCCUGACACCAACCCAAUGCAGCUGGAGCUGAACAAAGAGACCUCCACAACAAGACUUCUUAAACUUCAAAGCAAGGAGGAAGAGGAGAAGGAGAGGAGGGAGGAGGAGAAGAGGAUAACACUGGAGGAAGAAGGGAGGAUACUAGUGGAGGAGGAGAGGACUUACACUGAAUCUGGAGGAGGAGGAGGAGGAGGAGAGGUAGUGGAGGAGGAAGAUGGAGAGAGGAAGGAAACAUCUGGUGGAGGAAAGAAGGAGACUUAUUAUGAGGAAACUUCCUUUACAACUUAUAGUACUGGAGGAGGAGGAGGAGGAGGUGGUGGAGGAAGAAGAGGAGGAGAAGGAGGAGGAGCUAACUACUCUUCCUCCUCAUCGACUUACUCCUCUUCUUCUUCAUCAAGCAAAACAUUCACUUCCUCCUCUUCUUCUUCAUCAAGUUAUGGUUCCUCUUCCUCUGGUUCUUCCUCCUCCUCCUCCUCUUACGGGUAUUCUGGUCAUCACAGCAGGAGGACGAGAGAAGUAGACGGCUCGCAGGAGUGGGAAGAUACGAUCAGUAACUGCGGCAUGACUCACUGCAUCAGGAUCCGGUGCACGGCCGGCCCUCUGGAGGAGCAGGACAUCGUGUUUGUGUAUGUGCGGUCGCGCCUUGUGCUGGCCACACUGCAGGAGGCGUCCCUGUACCCAUACGAUGACGUCAGCAUUUCCAGUCGGAUGGUGGCCCGUGUCACCUCUCUGCCCUACGGUGUCAACCCACGCGACCUUGAGGUGAAGACAAAGGAUGUCACCACUCCUGUGUCCCCUGCCAAGUCCCUGGAUGAGGCCCCUGCCGUCCCCUGGUGGGUCAUCAUUCUGGCAGUGCUCGCUGGCAUACUCAUUCUGCUGCUCAUCAUACUCAUACUGUGGAAGUGUGGUUACUUCAAGCGUCACCGGCCAGAGCAGAGUGGCAAUGCAGCGGAUGACGCCCAGCCACUCAACCCACCCAAGAGUCGCAACGGCCACCCUUGCAACCCAUACACCCGACCAAUGUACCCCGGCGACGAGGCUUUAUGAUCCAGUGGGGCCUCCUAGCGCGGCUCAGGCAUUGUCACUUUGUGUGUGUGUGUGUGUGUGUGUGUGUGUGUGUGUGUGUGUGUGUGUGUGUGAGAGAGAGAGAGAGAGAGAGAGAGAGACUAUAAGUAUACAUCUCUGAAUUGUACUUAUUGAGAGAGAGAGAGAGAGAGAGAGAGAGAGAGAGAGAGAGAGAGAGAGAGAGACUAUAAGUAUACAUCUCUGAAUUGUACUUAUUGAGAGAGAGAGAGAGAGAGAGAGAGAGAGAGAUGGAAAAAAUCACUAAAUACCAAAAACGUGAAGUCCGUAACACUAACUUAAUGAAACUUAAUGAAACUUUUCACUCACUUCAUUUUUUUUCUAUUCUUUUGGUGGUGUUGAAUUUUUUUGUAUUUCAUUUUCUUUUUUUUUUUUUUUUUUUUUUGUCUUUAUUUUCUGUACAUAGAUAUUUUUCCCCAGCAUUCAGCCAGCCAGUCUGUGCUUAACAAUAAAAAAAAAAAAUAAAUAAUAAUGAUAACUCCUUUUCUUUAUUUUCUCUUUAUUUAUUUAUUUAUUUAUUCAUCCAUAGCAAUUAAAAACAACAAAAAUAAUAAUAAUAACUCAUUUUCUUUAUUUUUUUUCUUUCUUUAUUUUUUUAACUUGAUUCAUUGUGUGCUGUGUAUUAUUAUUUCAUUAAUUUUGUUUGUUUGUUUCUGUAAAUACUACAUGUAAAUUUGUAUUAUAAUAGUUUACAUUAUUAUUUAAUUACACUUAACAAAUAAAAAAUAUGUAUGUAA
Molecule: messenger RNA, 5640 nt
Organism: Portunus trituberculatus (swimming crab)
Lineage: Eukaryota; Metazoa; Arthropoda; Malacostraca; Decapoda; Portunidae
Gene: if
Product: integrin alpha-PS2-like
Exons: 26
Coding region: 731-4867 (1378 amino acids)
Biological process (GO): cell-cell adhesion; integrin-mediated signaling pathway; cell adhesion mediated by integrin
Cellular component (GO): external side of plasma membrane; integrin complex
Molecular function (GO): integrin binding
Source: RefSeq, a predicted model, not a curated record